AUGAAAGACUGGAACCUGUACACGUCUGAGGACGACGAACACCUCUACACUGAGGCCUUUGACCUGGAGGCUCUGCUUGCCCCAACACCACCAGGGGUCGUCCAAGAGCCUGCUAGAGCAGAAACCAUGAAAGACUGGAACCUGUACACGUCUGAGGACGAUGAACGCCUCUACUCUGAGGCCUUUGACCUGGAGGCUCUGCUCGCCCCAACACCACCAGGGGGAGUUCAAGAGCCUGCUACAGCAGACACCAUGAAGGACUGGAACCUGUACACGUCUGAGGACGAUGAACGCCUCUACUCUGAGGCCUUUGACCUAGAGGCUCUGCUCGCCCCAACACCACCAGGGGGAGUUCAAGAGCCUGAGCCCCAGGACAUCCUGUUGGAGUCCAUCAUCCAGCCGCCUACUCCUCUGGAGGAGAGUGCAGUGGUGCGGGCUCUCCGCGAACAGCUCCAAGAAGCAUGGGCUGAAAUCAGCUCUCAGGCUGAGGUGAACAAGGCCCAAGAGCUGAAGCUCCAAACUCAGCAACAACGGGCUGACGACUCUGCCACUGAGCUGCUGGAGGCAAAGAGGAAACUCCAAACCACAGAGAGCAGCUUUAGGGAGCUGACCAAAGACUUUGGAGAUAUCCGCUACCUGUACAACAAGGCAGUGUCUGACAAGGCCAGCCAAGGCCAAGAGCUCGUUUUUGCAAAGCACCUUAUUGCAAGUCUAAAGAAAAGCAUCCAAGACCAGGCCAAAGCCAUACAGGAGCUGCAGCUGAACUCUGCCAGGGAGCGCCACGUCUCCAGGGCCAUGGACACAGAGGGACUCUCUCAGCGGGACAUGUCCAGCCAAACUUCUCCUGAGGACUUUGCCUCAGAGCUGCAGCAGCUGAAGCAGCAGCGCAGAGCCACACAACUAAAGUUACAGCAGGAGGCUAAAGACUUUGGAGAGAUGCAGAUCCUCUACAACUCUGCUGUGUGUGACAAGGUCACUCUGAGGCAGGAGCUCACCUCUGAGCUGAUGGAGGCAAAGAGGAAGCUCCAAACCACAGAGAGCAGCUUUAGGGAGCUGACCAAAGACUUUGGGGAUAUCCGCUACCUGUACAACAAGGCGGUGUCUGACAAGGCGAACCAAGGCCAAGAGCUCGUCUCUGCAAAGCGUCUUAUUGCAAGUCAAAAGAAGAGCAUCCAAGACCAGGCCAAAGCCAUACAGGAGCUGCAGCUGAGCUCUGCCAGCUCCAGGGCCAUGGACACAGAGGGACUCUCUCAGCGGGACAUGUCCAGCCAAACUUCUCCUGAGGACUUUGUCUCAGAGCUGCAGCAGCUGAAGCAGCAGCUCAGAGCCACACAACUAAAGUUACAGCAGGAGGCUAAAGACUUUGGAGAGAUGCGUAUCCUCUACAACUCUGCUGUGUGUGACAAGGUCACUCUGAGGCAGGAGCUCAGGCCACAGAGACCAGCAGGAGUAGGGGACCAGAGGGGAGUGUCCAGGCGCCGUCAAUAA
This is a messenger RNA of Knipowitschia caucasica, 1488 nucleotides long. The record is from the annotation of a GenBank genome assembly. Lineage: Eukaryota; Metazoa; Chordata; Actinopteri; Gobiiformes; Gobiidae.